ACAAGUCCCCCGGACGAGUCUUCCUGAAAGAAACCGAAAACCAGAAGAUAAAUCUAAUCCUCCUAAAAUAGAAAUUACUGAGGAACUAACCAAUAAAUUCUCCUCUAUCCCUAAUUUUGAAACUAGAGAAAAAGUAGAGGAAUUACUAAACUCAGUCAAGGAUAAUGAAGAGUUUUUACAACAACACCCAGACCUAACUUCCAAAUCCCCUAAAGAAGUAGUCAUCGCAGCCAAAAG
Molecule: messenger RNA, 237 nt
Organism: Racocetra persica
Lineage: Eukaryota; Fungi; Glomeromycota; Glomeromycetes; Diversisporales; Gigasporaceae
Source: the annotation of a GenBank genome assembly